UUCUUGCAUUCAUUAUAAAUGACGACAGAUACCUUUCCUUAUCCAACUUUUUCAUCAUCAAAUUUUCAACUAUUUCUUCUUCUCUAUGUAUUUUAUUAAUUUUCUAUCCUAACCGAUUUUUUUCCAAAGAAAUCAAAGAGUGAUUUUCUUUUUUCUUUUUUCUUUUUUUAAAAUGACUUCCAGAUUGGCUAAUGAAGUGAUUGAUGAUCCUGGCCCUGAUUUGAUCAGCAAGCUUCCUGACUCACUCUUGAGAGAGAUUAUAUCACAUUUACCAGUGGAUGAUGUUGUAAGAACAAGCAUUUUAUCAAGGCGGUGGAGCGGUUUAUGGAGGUACGUUCCUUGUCUCGAUUUUGAUCCCAAAAGAAUGAUGAAACCAAGCAAACAACUGCUUUAUCAACAACAACUCAUCUCUCGGCGACUUGGAAUCGAUACCUCGGAUGCUGAUUUGAAGAAGGAGAUUUUCCAUGCUGUUUUGUUGAUUGACAAGGUACUGUCUUCUCACAAAAGUUACUUGGUUGGCUGCAAAAUCGUUCAUUUCCCUGAUAGCUGCAGAUAUGGUAAGCUUCAGAGAUGGAUUGAGCAUCUUAUAUCACAGAAAAAGGUUCAAGAACUGUCUUUCACUUGUGAAGAUUCUCUUGAUCCCCAUCAAAAUCUUGUGGGAAGAUCUAAUGAUUUGAAAAUGAUGAGUUUACCGUCUGGGAUUUUCUCUUGUGCUUCUUUGCAUGCGCUUGAGUUGUGUCAUUACAAGCUUGAAACUGAUGUCCCUUUUCACCAUUGCCAUAACCUGAAAACCAUGAAACUCAAAUGGCUGUACCUUUCAACCCAAACCCUUGAUGGAAUCAUUUUCAGUUGUGUCUUUUUGGAGCAUUUCAGCCUUCGUUUCAGCGGCGGGUUCGACCGGGUUCGGCUUGUUAGUGACAAGGUCAAAGCCGUGGAGCUGCAGUCUUUGAGGGUGAAAGAGAUUCACUUAUCAACCAAAUCCCUUGAGGUUUUGGUGCUGGAUACUAUAAAAUGUCGAGCCAAAAAUUUGCUUAUCAAUGCCUCAAAGCUCAGAGUGUUUCGUGCAUACCGCAAUCCCAUACUUGAGAAUCCAGACAAAUUGCUCAGAUACAAAGACGAUAUGGCUUUGAAAGUCGCAGAAAUUCUAGAACACUGCAGUGGUCUAUUGAGACCUGAAAAUGAUGAAGGUGAUGACCAUGCAAUGGUCAACUCAAGUUUGUUCAAUCAGUACUUAUUGAAGCUAUUACUUGAUUUGGACUUGAACAAUAUAAGGGAAGUUUUGAUACUUUCUUUCAUUUUACGAGUAUGCACUAAUCUAAAGCAUCUUGAAAUCAAUAUACAGGAUACAACUCUAGAUCAAAGCUUAUGCAAAUCCAGUGGAAUAUUGCACUCCAAAUCAGAAGAAAAUGCCACUCGGAUUUGCUCAUUGCCGUAUCCGGAAUCGAUGCUGUGGGAUAAAAGGGAGCUUUGCGACUGUAUCACGCGCACCCUAACCGAAGUAACGAUAAAGGGAUUCAAAGGGAAGGAGAGAGAGAUGGAAUUUGUGAGGCAUCUCAUAACAAAGGCUACUGUGAUGGAGAGAAUCAACAUAUGGUGCAGUAAUAGGUGUUCAAGACAAGAAGCUGAGGCAGCCUACGGGUUAUUGUCAUUGCCAAGGUCAUCCAUUCAUGUUUCAAUUGUUCUAAAGCCAGGUUUGGCUGUGGGCAAUGCAAGUUUUCGGACAUGGCUCCUAACCCUCAACUAGUUUCACGUUUUUCGUUCUUAUUAGGAUCUGCAGUUAUAUUUCCCCUUAAGUGUGCUGUUAGACCUUAAGAGCAUGUUUGAAAUAUAUAUAUUGAAGAGCCCAA
Molecule: messenger RNA, 1847 nt
Organism: Gossypium arboreum
Lineage: Eukaryota; Viridiplantae; Streptophyta; Magnoliopsida; Malvales; Malvaceae
Product: putative F-box protein At1g67390
Exons: 3
Coding region: 173-1744 (523 amino acids)
Molecular function (GO): protein binding
Source: RefSeq, a predicted model, not a curated record